AUGGCAAUGAUGACGAGCACAUCAACUUGUUCGCCAGUGGCCGGCUCUCCGUUGAUGAUGCUCUUGUUUAAGGCAAUGCAAGAAGGAGCAGACAGUGAAGAUGAAGCACGGAGACGGAGAGAACAACUAAAUCGGAGGCCCUCAUACCGGUCGUCUCAGUUGAAUAGGGAGAAGAAGGAAUUUCUUUUGCAUUUCACUCUUUUCUUUUGGAGUGUCUUCUGUAAUGGGUUAGAUCGGAGCUACACAACUUCUGAUUCAGAGACGUCUUCCUCCACUCCAUCCACUCCGACGGGGACGGUCCGCUUGUCAGCAUUCCGUCCACUAUCGAUGACAACAAUUAAUCCAGCCUCGUACUCUCAUCAACCAACCUAUCCACUUUUCGGUACAUCAACACCAGUUGCGAAUCCGAGCGUCACUGAUGUUGCGACGGCUCUUUUCAGAAUGACCACUCCACUUGGGGGAGAUGGGAAUCCGUUGACUUCGCGAGAUCGUUGCAUGAUACUCAAAGAUCUGGAGACAGCGGAUAAGGUAAUGAAGAAAGAACCAGAAGAAACGCCACCGUCCAGUGUUGACGUCUCGCCAUUACAGUCAGUAAUGCGACCGCCUCCACCGCAACUACCUGGACCACCACCACCCGCUGUUCCGACCGCAGUAACACCGAAUCGAAUUGUGACCUCUAGCAGUGCUGCAUCACCAUACGGAUCACCACUGGGAGCAUCACUUCUAUCAAGUCAACCACUGGUACUUCCAUUUGCUCCGAUCAAUGGAGAUUUUGAUUUCAAUGCGGCGAUUGCGGCAGUUUCACAACCAAAACCGGACGAUUGGGGCAGGAGAAGGAAAAGAAUAGUUUCUCUCUCUCUUUUUUCCCCUCUGUAUUAUUUUUCGGAGGAGUGCCCGGACCAAUUCGGAACAACUGAUUGGCAAUCACCGAUGCUCUCGGGUGGAUACAGUUCCAGUCCAUCGCCAACAAUGACUGGAAGCAGUGGAUCGAUGAGAAUGGGUGGUGGACCAAUGCAUGGUGGAGAGGAUGAAUCAAAUAGAAAGCGACAAGUACGGUUGCUCAAAAAUCGAGAGGCAGCAAAAGAGUGUCGUAGGAAAAAGAAGGAAUAUGUGAAAUGUCUUGAAAAUCGUGUAUCGGUGCUGGAAAACCAGAAUAAGGCAUUGAUCGAAGAGCUGAAAACUCUGAAAGAGCUGUAUUGUCGAAAGGAAAAAGAUCAAAUGUGA
Molecule: messenger RNA, 1224 nt
Organism: Caenorhabditis briggsae
Lineage: Eukaryota; Metazoa; Nematoda; Chromadorea; Rhabditida; Rhabditidae
Gene: Cbr-crh-1
Product: Protein CBR-CRH-1
Exons: 10
Coding region: 1-1224 (407 amino acids)
Biological process (GO): regulation of transcription by RNA polymerase II
Cellular component (GO): transcription regulator complex; nucleus
Molecular function (GO): RNA polymerase II cis-regulatory region sequence-specific DNA binding; DNA-binding transcription factor activity, RNA polymerase II-specific; protein binding
Source: RefSeq, a predicted model, not a curated record